CAAAGAUCUGCGGACAAUCGAGCAGGGAGUGGUCGGCAAAUAUGUGAAGAAAGACCCACCACCUGAAAUGCCAAUAGUUAUCAAUGUAUGGACGACAGAGCCGAACCGAAGGACGAGACGAAACAACCAUUCAACGAUGCCGAAUAUGUCCUGUGGUUAAGAAAUACAUAUAUAUGAAGACAUCUGAAGAUGUUGAUUUUUAUCGAUGCUUCUCUGGUAUCAUAGUCCAUUCCUCAACAACCUAGUAUGGUGCAGAAGUUUGGAAACACAAAAACCACAACCAGUGCUGUCGGUUUAGGUAGUCACGAAGGAAAAUAUACGCCGAACAGUUCCGUUCCAGACUUAGCUCAAAGAUUUGCUAGUCUUUCUGUUAACACUGGAAUAAAUGACAGCAUAUUUUCGAGAACCGCGACACCCAUGUAUCAUCCCGAAUUGUCGUCCGCAAUGUCCCACACUUAUAUCAAUCAAUAUGCUGGAUCUGAAUAUCAUUUGGACAGAGUUCAGACACCACAGAUGCCUUAUAUGCCUUUCGAGAUCGAUACUGGUUAUGAAGAAUACAAUCACUCCAUGUAUCAUCACAAUGCUGGUUACAGCAGGUGCCAUUCGGAGAGAUCGAGUUCUCGAAGCGAACAGCAGCAGGAAGAGUUGCCUUUACCACCUGGAUGGUCGGUUGAUUUCACGCUCCGUGGCCGGAAGUAUUACAUCGAUCACAAUACCAAAACUACGCAUUGGUCACAUCCGCUUGAAAAGGAAGGUUUACCCACAGGAUGGGAGAGAAUCGAGUCGCCUGAAUAUGGAGUUUAUUAUGUCAAUCACAUCACACGUCAAGCGCAAUACGAACAUCCGUGUUAUCCGCACGAAAUGCAAGCGGUGCGCGUUGUCUCACCACCGCGGCACACACACUUUCACUCUCACAGCGUCCUCGUGCCAGCUAAUCCCUAUCUAAACGAGGAGAUACCGCAUUGGUUGUACGUGUACAGUAGAGCUUCGAUAGCCCUGGAUCGUAAGCUACGCUGGGAGUUGUUUCGUUUACCUGAGCUGGACUGCUUCAACGCCAUGCUCACUAGACUGUACAAGCAGGAACUGGAGGAGGUUGUGAUGCGUUAUGAAGAAUACAGAUCAGCAUUAUUAUGUGAAAUGGAACAGAGACUGAAAGAAUUGAAUCCAGAAUCGGGUAGCAGUAAUGCUGGUGCUAUUGCCUUACGAAGAUCUCUUCCUUGAGAGAAAACUAUCAAUUAAGAUAUAUUGUAUAUCAUAGUUUUUCUUUCGACUGAUGAAAAGGUUCCUUGAAAGGUUCCUUUAGGAUAAGUGAUUAAUUGAAUGUGUUACACUUGAUACAUGUGUAGAUAUUGUAAAACAAUGAAGUUUAUCUCUUUUGAUAAUAUUUUUAUUAUACGAGUUUUAAGAAAUAAUUAUUAAGUGUUACCUCUAA
Molecule: messenger RNA, 1432 nt
Organism: Cataglyphis hispanica
Lineage: Eukaryota; Metazoa; Arthropoda; Insecta; Hymenoptera; Formicidae
Product: protein salvador homolog 1-like
Exons: 7
Coding region: 247-1221 (324 amino acids)
Biological process (GO): apoptotic process; hippo signaling; regulation of cell population proliferation
Molecular function (GO): protein binding; molecular adaptor activity
Source: RefSeq, a predicted model, not a curated record